Dentiscutata erythropus is the source of this 368-nucleotide messenger RNA. The record is from the annotation of a GenBank genome assembly. NCBI's taxonomy places the organism in Eukaryota, Fungi, Glomeromycota, Glomeromycetes, Diversisporales, Gigasporaceae.
AUGGUCAUGGGUCCUGAAAGAAGAUCCUAUCUGCAGACUCAUCAAGAAUGCCCCAAAAAUGUCAAAGGUGUCCCUAAAGAUUGCUCGGUAAAGCCCAGACGGAAAAGACCUACCGCAGCAGAAGUCCUCGACACUUACUACGUUCCAGAAAAACCCUUUAAGAAUUCUGAUCUUGAUUCGGAAGAAGAAAAAAAUGAUGAGACGAGUGGCAAAUUUGACCCCGGUGGAUUGUAUGAUCGGAGUGAAAGAAGUCUUGGGAAAAUCUGUGAAAAUUGGAAAAAGAAGGUUAUUGAAUUUUUAAAGCAAAUUGAGGUCAUACAAGAGUUUGUGAAAUUAUACGUGGGACAAAAAAGAGAAUUCCCAAACGU